Messenger RNA from Akanthomyces muscarius, 846 nucleotides. RefSeq lists its product as uncharacterized. The coding region runs from base 1 to 846 and encodes 281 amino acids. The transcript has a single exon. NCBI's taxonomy places the organism in Eukaryota, Fungi, Ascomycota, Sordariomycetes, Hypocreales, Cordycipitaceae. The record is from RefSeq and is a predicted model, not a curated record. Gene Ontology annotation, biological process: fungal-type cell wall polysaccharide metabolic process. Gene Ontology annotation, cellular component: fungal-type cell wall.
AUGGUGUGCCUCCUCAAGUACACUGGCGCGGCCCUUGCCCUCGCCUCGACGGCGAUUGCCUCUCCCACCACGUCCGCCCACGUCGAAGCGCGCAAGGCGCCCCUCAUCCCCAACGGCAAAAAGGCCGGCUCCGCGGGCGGCCGCGCCGUGCACCUCUGGAAGGACCACAUUGGCUGGUGGUACGACUGGACGCCCAAACCCUCGGGCCACGACGAGGUGCCCGGCGUGUCCAUGCUCUGGGGCGACGGCCACCAGGGCCAGUUCGACGCCGACCGCCUCCACGCCUUCCAGAACCUGCACUCGACGCCGCAGUACCUCCUCGGCCCCAACGAGCCCGACUGCCACGGCACCUACUCGGCGGACCUGCGCGUCGCCCAGGGCGUCUCCCUCUGGAACCAGUACAUUGCGCCCAAGGGCCGCGCCGGCAGCCUCCUCGGCAGCCCGUCCAUGUGCAAGCAAAAGGACGAGGGCUGGCUCGCCAAGUUUCGCACGCAAAAGCUCGAUGCCGACUGGGACUUUACCGCCAUCCACGUGUACAAGGACAGCAUGCAGGGCGUGCAGGAGGACAUUGACCACUACUGGAACAAGUACGGCAAGCCCAUCUGGGUGACCGAGUUUGCGUGCGUCAGCGACCAGCCCGAGUGGAAGCCGUGCCAGGACCAGGGCCAGAUCAACCGCUUCAUCAACGACGUCGUGGACCUGUUUGAGAAGAACGAGCACGUCAUGGCGUAUGCAUACACGGACGGCGGCGGCCUGUCGCCCAACUGGACGCCGACCAACAAUGACGGGUCCAAGCUGUCCGAGUCCGGCCGCACAUACCUCAACGCCAUCAAAAAGUACCACUAA